AUGGAGAUUUUGACGAGCAUAGCUAUGGUAGUAGUAACCAUGAUCUUGAUCGUUUUGUCUUUGGCAAUCUAUGUCACGAUCAGUAUCUUCACCGGACAAUCAAGAAACAACAAAGAAUAUGCUCCAGUACACGCAACAAUCUUCGAUCUUGUCUCCCACUUAGACCAUUCAUACGACUACGAGACAGAGAUCGCAAGAACAAAACCAACUUACAGGUUCUUGAACGUAGGGCAAAGCAUGGUAUUUACUACAGAUCCUCGUAACGUGGAGCAUAUUCUCAAGACAAGAUUCGACAACUAUAACAAAGGACACUGGUUUUGUGAGAAUCUUGGUACUCUUUUUGGACAUGGGAUCUUUUCUACUGAUGGUGACAAAUGGAAACAACAGAGGAAACUCGCAAGCUUUGAGUUUACUGCUCGAGUUUUAAAAGAUUUCAGCUGCUCUGUUUUUCGAAGAAAUUCAUCUAAGCUUAUUGGUUUUGUCAACCAGUUUGCUCUCUCUGGAAAAGAUUUUGAUGCUCAAAAUAUGUUCAUGAGAUAUACGUUGGACUCGAUCUUUAAAGUUGGGUUUGGUGUGGAGUUGGGAUGUUUGGAUGAGUUUAGCAAAGAAGGAGAAGAGUUUACGAAGGCUUUUGAUGAUGCUAAUUUUGCGACUAGUUCUAGAUUUUUUGAUCCGCUUUGGAAGCUGAAAUGGUUUCUUAAUAUCGGAUCACAAUCUAGACUUCAGAAGAGUGUUGCUACUAUAGACAAGUUUGUCUACGGUCUCAUUACCACUAAAAGGAAAGAGCUUGCCACGGGACAGAACAUUGCUGUUAGAGAGGACAUACUAACGAGAUUUGUAGUGGAAAGUGAGAAAGAUCCGGAGAACAUGACUGAUAAGUACCUGAGGGAUAUAAUCUUGAACUUCAUGAUUGCUGGGAAGGACACAACCGCUGCAACUCUCUCUUGGUUCUUUUACAUGCUCUGCAAACACCCACUUGUUCAGGAGAAAAUCGUACAAGAAAUUAGAGAUGUGACAUCAAGCAACGAGAAAACAACCGAUGUAGAUGAAUUUGUUCAAACUAUAACCGAAGAGGCUCUUAAUGGAAUGCAAUAUCUCCAUGCAGCAUUGUCUGAGACAUUGAGGCUUUACCCUCCUGUGCCUGUGGACACCAAGGUGGCAGGAAGUGAUGACAUUCUUCCAGAUGGAUAUAGAGUGAGCAAAGGGGAUAGUGUCUCCUACUUGGGCUAUGCAAUGGGUAGGAUGACUUACAUUUGGGGUGAAGAUGCUGAGGAAUUUAAGCCAGAGAGAUGGCUUAAGGACGGCGUGUUUCAACCCGAAUCAUCCUUCAAAUUCGUUAGCUUUCAUGCUGGUCCAAGAACCUGUCUUGGCAAGGAUUUCGCAUACCGACAAAUGAAGAUAAUAUCAAUCUCACUUCUUCACUUCUUCCGCUUCAAACUGGCUGAGAACGCCAAAGUGCAUUACAAGACAAUGCUUACACUUCAUAUGAAAAAUGGACUCCAUCUAUGUGUAACCCCGAGGACGACCGCUUCAUUUUGA
Arabis nemorensis is the source of this 1539-nucleotide messenger RNA. The record is from the annotation of a GenBank genome assembly. NCBI's taxonomy places the organism in Eukaryota, Viridiplantae, Streptophyta, Magnoliopsida, Brassicales, Brassicaceae.